Talpa occidentalis (Iberian mole) is the source of this 2049-nucleotide messenger RNA. Its product is annotated as low-density lipoprotein receptor-related protein 8-like. Gene Ontology annotation, molecular function: protein binding; calcium ion binding. The transcript has 12 exons. The record is from RefSeq and is a predicted model, not a curated record. The annotation marks the transcript as partial. Lineage: Eukaryota; Metazoa; Chordata; Mammalia; Eulipotyphla; Talpidae.
GCUCGGGAGAUAAAGCCAGACGGAACCACCAAGCGCUCCCAGCGCUUCUCUCGCCUGGCUGCUGCGCCCCAGCGAACGCACUCCCCGCCCCGCGGCGUUGGCGCGGAGAUCGGGGUCCGCACACUGUCCCCUCCACAGGCCAUGGGGCGUCUGGCGCUCAUUCUGCUCCUGCCACAGGUGCUGGCCACGCUGGGCGGCCUCGGGGGCUCCCGGGUCGAUGAAGCAAAGUGUAACAGGACCAGGCAAGCUAUGUGUGGUGAGAAAUGCAUCCCUGUGACCUGGCUCUGCAAUGGAGAGCAAGAGUGUCCCGAUGGGACUGAUGAGCAGUGUGAGGUACUGACAGCCUGUCCUGGCCAAAAAAUCCAGUGUCCGGGAAGUUCUCUGUGCCGUGAUGCUCGGGAGCUCUGUGAUGCCCCUGAGGACUGUGAAGAGGGUUCUUAUGAAGGCCGCUGUCCCCAGAGCCACUGCCUACCUGGGCAAUGGCAGUGCAAGAACAGGGUGUGUGUGGCAGACGGCUGGAAGUGUGAUGGCACCAACAACUGCGGGGACUCCUCCGAUGAGGACGUCUGUGCUUUCUGUCCAGAAGGCAUGGUUAGAUGUGAUGAAGGAAAAUGCAUCCUAGAAUCCCUGAUGUGUGAUGGGAAAGCAGACUGUACAGAUGGCACUGAUGAACCCACUACAUGUGGUAAAAACUGCUCUAAAAUUAAUGGGGGCUGCACCGGGCAGUGCAGUGACACAACCUGGGGUGUCCGGUGUUCCUGUGGACCUGGUUGGCAAUUACAGCAAGAUGGUCAGAACUGUGGAGAUGUAGAUGAGUGCUCUAUGGCAUACAGUCCUUGUGGUCAACUAUGUCAUAAUACACCAGGCUCAUACUCCUGCGAGUGUGUUCAAGGUUACCAGCUCUACAAUGGCACUGACUGUCAAGUUACAGAUGAUGCUGUUAAAAUUCUUACAGCAGCAGAUGGAGAACUUGGUGUCCUGAAUCACAGAACAGGCAUCUAUGAGACUCUGUUACCUAUAAAAUCAAAGCCUACAUCUAUUGCAUAUGAUCUUGAGAGAAGCAUGUACUUCUGGGUGGAUGAAGUUUUAAAUAUGUUUGUUCUUGGGAAGCUGAAAUCUGUUCCCCUCUAUCCAGAGCUUAGAGCAGUGAACAGUAUCUCCUUGGACUGGUUCACAGGACAGCUGUACUGGGCUAGCAGCUUUGCAAGGGUCAUCUGUGCUGGCUUAAGUGAUGGCAGAGGUUAUGUCAAAAUCUUGGAAAAGGAUCUUGUUCCACAACAGCUAAUAGUGUUUCCUGCAAGGAAGUACUUGUACUGGGUGAAUCAAGGUGAGAGGGACAUGAGGACUAUUGAAACUGCAGGGAUGGAUGGCUCUGAUAGGAAGGUGCUUGCAGUUGUAACCAUGGAGGAGCCGAUAGGAUUAAGUCUUGACCAUGUGACUGACAGGCUCUACUGGAUCAGCAAAUAUAAAAAGUCCAUAGAGACAGUAAAGGUGGACGGCAGGGGGAGGCAUACCUUCCCUGAGGUCUUCUUGGAGGAUGAACAUCCACUGGGACUAGUCGUAUUUGAGAACUCUUUCUUCUGGGCAAAUAAAAUACAGCUGUUCCAUACUUCACCCCGCACCCCACAAGAGAGAGUGGUGCUGCUUAAUGCCUCCAUAUCUGCUUUCUCGGUCCUCCACAAAUCCCAGCAGCCAAAGAGCAGAUACCCAGUGUGUGUUCCAGGGGCUUGUAGCCACUUGUGUCUUCUGUCUCCUGUCCGUCCCAAGGGCUACAAGUGUGUGUGUCCAGAAGGAAUGUUUCUUCUGCCUUCUGGUACAUGUAGUGAGUUAAAACUUGUGUUUUCUUCUGGCAAACAUCUCUACUUGUUGAAAGUUGGAUUUAUGGGAACUGCUAUAGAGAGAACUCUACUUCAGGAGCAUCCUUGGAAUAUCUAUUUAUUGGAUAUUGACUGGAAAAGAAACACCAUCUACUGGACAAAUGCCCAAGGAUAUCUGUUCUACUCUACUAGUUAUUCGGGAGAAAAGCAAAAAUUUGGACAGAGCAUUCAG